AUGAUAAGAUCUUAUUUAUUCCUGUACAAACAGCAAAGGGACGAAUGGAAUGCCACAACUGUAUACAGAGUGACAGCCAUAAUGGUGGGCACUAUCAGGAUGCGGGUGUUGCUUGGAGCACUCUGCAUCUCUGUGAUGCUGCUCACCCUCUUCUGGAGUCAAUGCGGGGAGCUCUCACAACGUCCAAUAGGAUCUGUACUGACGAACAGCCUGUCGGAGCGCACUAUGUCCAGCGACGAGAUCGAGUGCUCGAUCAACGGCGAGUACUCGGUGGCGUGCCGGCGUGACCGCGACGAAGUUUACAUCCCCUUCUCCUUCAUCCACAAGUACUUUGAGAUCUAUGGCAAAAUAACAACAUCGAGUGGUGUGGAGAAGUUUGAGUGGUCACACAGCUACAGCAAAAUCUACCACCCUAAAAAAAAGUAUGAUCCUCGAGGCACUUUCACCACUUUCGAGAACUACAACGUGGAAGUGAGAGACAGGGUGAAAUGCAUCAGCGGCAUAGAGGGAGUGCCCGUAUCCAUACAAUGGGAGCCGAGAGGGUUCUUCUAUCCCACACAAAUAGCCCAGUUUGGUUUAGCACAUUACAGCAAGAAUAUUACCGAGCCUGAACCGAGGAGACGGAUCAUCGAUGAUGGGGAGAAGCACCUUCAGAACUGGAUCGUCAGUAAAGACGCGUACAUGGCCCGGGAGUAUGAUAGCAAAAUGCGUACAAACGUGAUUAGGUUCUCUACGGCGGAACACGCUGCUAGUCAGGUAUGGCUAAAGCUGGACAUCAGCCAAGACUUCGUGCUGGGGCUGGAUCUGCAGCUGACUUCAAACUCAUCGCUGACGGUGGUGCUGCAGCACAAGGACAGGCGCGAGACCGUGUACUUGCAUUACGUCACCAAUCAACAACUGAUCUAUGCACAAGAGGACCACAUAUACUACGGCAUUGGUACGUCGCAGAAGUGGCGGCGGUUGACCCGCGACCUAAUCAUCGACAUGCAGAAGGGCUGGGCGUUACUGGAUCGGCCAAAGAGGAAGUCGCCGAGGACCAAGUUUAAGAUAUCGUCGUUGAUCCUGAGCGGCGCGGGCAGCGCGGACAACUUCACAGUAUCGGGCAGCGAGCACACGGCGCAGUUCCUCGCCGCCGCCACCUGGCUGACGGCACACCAGCGGCAGACGGACGGGGGCUGGGCGGUUCCCGUGCGGCGACGCAUCCCCGGCGUCACCGACCUGCGGCCCGGCUGGCACUCUGCCAUGAGUCAAGGGCACGCUAUAUCAGUAUUGUCUCGCGCGUACCAUCGCACUGGAGACGUUUUAUACCUGAGCGCAGCCAAGAAGGCAUUGUUUCUGCUCGACGUGCCCAGCGCUGAGGGCGGCGUCAAGGCCAUGUGGAUGGACAAAUACGUGUGGUACGAAGAGUACCCGACGAAGCCGCCUCUAUUCGUGCUCAACGGUUUCAUAUACACGCUGCUCGGUUUAUACGACCUGCACGUUAUAGAGGGCGAGAAUUCCAUCUCCCUCGCCAAGAAGAUGUUCGACGACGGCAUGACGUCACUCAAGACUCUGUUGCCUCUCUUCGAUACCGGCAGCGGAAGCUUCUACGACCUACGGCAUUUCACGCUAGGCGUUAGCCCCAAUAUUGCCAGGUGGGAUUACCAUGCUACCCACGUGAACCAGCUAUAUCUACUAGCCGGGAUGGACGACGACCCGAUACUCAUAAAUACAGCCAAAAGAUGGGAGGGAUACAUGCAAGGGAAACGCGCUGCCCACAACUGA
This is a messenger RNA of Chilo suppressalis (striped riceborer), 1764 nucleotides long. Lineage: Eukaryota; Metazoa; Arthropoda; Insecta; Lepidoptera; Crambidae. The record is from the annotation of a GenBank genome assembly.